Messenger RNA from Acipenser ruthenus (sterlet), 1236 nucleotides. RefSeq lists its product as uncharacterized. NCBI's taxonomy places the organism in Eukaryota, Metazoa, Chordata, Actinopteri, Acipenseriformes, Acipenseridae. The transcript has 5 exons. Bases 418 to 1098 code for a protein of 226 amino acids. The record is from RefSeq and is a predicted model, not a curated record.
ACAGACACACAAACACACACACACAGACAGAGACAGAUACUGUGGGACACUUUGCACUGCCAGCUUUGUCUCUCUCUCUCCUCCUCCUCUCUCCUCUCCCCCCCUCCUCUCCUCUCCUCUCCCCUCCUCUCGCCUCUCUCCACUCUCUUCUCUUCUCUCCUCUCUCCUUCCUCUCUCCUCUCCCCCUCUCUCUCUCCUCUCCUCCCUCUUCUCUCUCCUCUCCCUCUCUCUUCUCUCUCUCUCCUUUCCCUCUCUCUCUCCUCUCCCCUCUCCUCUUUCCUCUCCUCUCUCCUCUCUCUUCUCUUCUCUCCUACCUCUCUCCUCUCCUCUCCCUCUCUUCUCUCUCCUCUCUCUCUCUCUCUCUCUCUCUCUCUCUCCCCUCCCUCUCUCUCUGUGCAGAUCCUCUUGUUUUUAGGUAUGUAUCUACACUUGUCUCCUCUGAUUCAGUCUGGGCUGGCUGGCAGUAUGAUGCAUCUCGGGGUUCGCUGGCUGGAGUGGCUCAUGAUUCUGCAGCUGUCCACACUGCCUGGGCUGAGCGAGGGGCGCCCCCUGCUGGUCUGGACGAGGCACGACCGCUCCGUCUCGCCCCACUGCGCAGAACACGACAGGAACAGCAACGCGGUGUCUCUGGUGCAGGCCAGGAUCCGGGGCCUGCAGCAACAGAUCAAAACAACGUGGGGUUCAGGGCUCCUGUCAAGACUGCCCUCCCAGCCCAACGUAACAGCACUGUGGGACAGGAACAGAGUCUCAGUGUCUCACAGAUUCUCAGUUCUGCUCCAGUAUCUCAGUCACACAGCCUGGCUGAUGGGACUCUCGGAGGCAAGGAAACUGAAAGACAUUUUUGGAGAGAGAGAGUCUGAGGUGAGAGGGAUCACAGCGGACCUGAAGAACCUGGAGGCGCGAUACAGAGUCCUGGACAGCAUGCUGGUACUGCACUUGAAGACCGAUCCAGUCCAGGUGAAGUUUCCGGGCUCGGUUUCCCAUAACGAAGUUUUCCAUUCCUGGAGCAGCACCCUAGCAGACUUGGAGAGGCUGACGGGACAAAUCGGACAGGACUUCGAGGAGCUGAGACCUCCGGAGUGUCGGGAGGAGAGAUAGAACACACGCUGUGCAGUAUUUGAACCCGUGUUUCCUUUUCCUCAAACCUCUGUCCCAGUAAAGGGAAGUGUGUCAUUGUAAGAGCGUUUUAGCUCUGUCGCUGUGAAAUAAAUAAAUAAAUAAAUUAUCACUUUUUCG